Messenger RNA from Callorhinchus milii (elephant shark), 2910 nucleotides. RefSeq names its product cytochrome P450 1A1 (gene cyp1a). NCBI's taxonomy places the organism in Eukaryota, Metazoa, Chordata, Chondrichthyes, Chimaeriformes, Callorhinchidae. The transcript is spliced from 6 exons. Gene Ontology annotation, biological process: hormone biosynthetic process; progesterone metabolic process. Gene Ontology annotation, molecular function: oxidoreductase activity, acting on paired donors, with incorporation or reduction of molecular oxygen, reduced flavin or flavoprotein as one donor, and incorporation of one atom of oxygen; steroid 17-alpha-monooxygenase activity; heme binding. The record is from RefSeq and is a predicted model, not a curated record. The coding region runs from base 306 to 1886 and encodes 526 amino acids.
AGCGUCCAGUGCCCAGCAUCCAGCGUCCAGUGCCCAGCAUCCAGUGUCCAGUGUUCAGUGCCCAGUGUCCAGUGUUCAGUGCCCAGUGUUCAGUGUCCAGCAUCCAGCGUCCAGUGCCCAGUAUCCAGUGUUCAGUGUCCAGCAUCCAGUGCCCAGCAUCCAGUGCCCAGCGUCUAGUGCCCAGCGUCCAGUGCCCAGCGUCUAGUGCCCAGCGUCCAGUGCCCAGCAUCCAGUGCCCAGCAUCCAGUGCCCAGCAUCCAGUGCCCAGCAUCCAGUGCCCAGUAUCCAGUGCCCAGUGCGUCCCUAUGUGUUAUAACAUGGCUCAGAUUCUCGCCGCUGGGCUGGACGGGCUGACGGGAUUCGCUGUGACCGAAGCCUUCACCGUCCUGGCCAGCUCCUGCCUGGUGUUCCUGGUCAUCCGCAGCUUCCGAACCAGAGUCCCGAAAGGCCUGAAGCCGCCCCCGGGGCCCCGGGCGCUGCCGUUCAUCGGCAACGUCCUGGACCUGAAGAACCCUCACCUGAGUCUGACCGCCAUGGGCCGCCGGUACGGAGACGUGUUCCAGGUCCAGAUCGGCAGCCGGACGGUGGUGGUGCUGAGCGGGAUCCACACGCUCAGACAGGCGCUGGUGAAGCAGGCGGACGAUUUCGCCGGACGCCCGGACCUGCCCAGUUUCCGCUACAUCUCCGACGGCAACAGUCUGGCUUUCGGCAACGACUACUCCGACGUCUGGAGAGCGCGCAGGAAGUUGGCGCAGAGCGCACUGCGAACCUUCUCCGCAGACGAGUGCAAGAACUCCACGCACUCGUGCGUCCUGGAGGAGCACACCUGCAAGGAAGCCCAGCAGCUGGUGGAGGUGCUGCUGGAGCGGGCGGAGGGCUUCGACCCGGUCAGGUACAUCGUCAUCUCGGUGGCCAACGUGAUCUGCGCCAUGUGCUUCGGCAAACGCUACAGCCACGACGACCAGAAGCUCCUGGAGGUGGUCAACCUGACCGACGAGUUCGGCAAAGUCGCCGGUGCCGGGAACCUGUCCGACUUCAUCCCCGUCCUCAGGUUCAUCCCCAAUCCCACCAUGGCCGCCUUCCUGGAGGCGAACAAGAAAUUUAUGUCGUUCCUCAAGAGCAUCGUCAACGAGCAUUACCAAACUUUCGACAAGGAUAACAUUCGGGACAUAACGGAUUCUCUGAUCGAGCACUGCCAGGAUNAAAAAAUGGACGAGAACGCCAACAUUCAAGUAUCGGAUGAGAAAAUAAUCAACAUCGUGAAUGAUUUGUUUGGAGCCGGUUUUGACACCAUCACCACUGGGCUGUCCUGGGCUGUAAUGUAUCUGGUUUUGUACCCUGACCUUCAGAAGAGACUACAAGAUGAGAUAGAUGAAAAGAUCGGAAAAGACCGAAGCCCAAGAUUGUCUGACAGAUCCAGAUUACCAUAUACUGAUGCUUUCAUCUUGGAAACCUUCCGAUACUCGUCUUUUUUACCUUUCACUAUUCCUCAUUGCACCACAAAAGAUACUGCAUUGAAUGGAUAUUUUAUUCCGAAAAACACUUGUGUUUUUGUGAAUCAAUGGCAAGUGAAUCAUGACGAAAAACUCUGGACAGAUCCCUUCACCUUCAACCCAGACCGCUUCCUGAAUGCAGAUGGAGCGAGCAUUAACAAAAUGGAAAGCGAAAAGGUGUUGCUAUUUGGCAUGGGCAAAAGACGAUGCAUUGGGGAAUCAAUUGGGCGCAUUGAGGUUUUCUUGUUUUUCACCACUCUGGUUCAACAGUUACACUUUGAUAACAUUCCAGGGCAGGAGAUUGACACAACACCCAUCUAUGGACUGACAAUGAAGCACAAGAAAUGUGAAUUCAGAGCAGUGUCACGAUUUGCUUCUAAAUCUUCCAAAUGAAUUCCAGAGAAUCUUUUCGAUUGUUCAGGGAAAAUAAAAAGAGACUGAAACUCAUAUUUUUAUCCAUUGCAAGUGCAUACCAUUGGCAUGAGGGAAUAGAAAUCUUAAUCUGUGUGUUUUGUUCUGUUUCAUAUAAUUUGCUGCUGAUGUGCCACUGUUUCAAUGUAUUUAAAAUACCUUUGGAUAGGUUUGAAGAAUGAUGUAAAACAAAAAUGAAGUUUAAUAGUUGCAUUGAAAUACAAUUCAUUUUGCAUAAUGUACUUAUACUUUUUUUAAAAAAAUUUCCUAUCGAAAAUGGUAAGGAAUUAGACUACUUCUUUAUAUUAUAUAAAGGGACUUUUAACAUUUUUUAUAGCUAAGAAACAUUUAUAAGAUUUUAAAAAAUGGUUACAGUUAAGUGUGGUUUUGUGUUUAUUGUAGGGUGACUCAUAGCAAAUGUUUAUUUUAGUGAUUAGUUCAACCAUACAACUUGGGAAACUCAUAGACUUGAUCUAUGCUAAAUUAAAUGGCCUCAGGUGGGUGUCUCAACACCCCUGUAUUAGGAAGUGCAGAAUUAACCAGGAUCUCUGCUCCUGAGAUGUGCGUGUGCAUACUGGGUAACGAUACUGGAGCUUGUUUGCUGCCCCCUCACCUUUCCCCAUAUAGACUCCCCAACAUCCUGGUAACAGAGACAACAUUUGGGUACUGGGAUUGGCUGUAGUAUCUCCUGGAGGUGGAAAUUUAGGAAAUCGGGUUCCUGGUUGUUAUCCAGUACCACUACCCCCCACCCUGCCACCCUGCUGCAAAGGUGUCAGGUGAGGACUGUUGACUAUCCUGUCAAUCCUCACAAAUAACAAUGUCAAAGGCAUGAGGUACCAGAAGGGAGCAGGCAGCAAGCAAGUGUCAGCAUCUUUAGAUGAGAGAUGAGGGGAGAAAAUUGCUAACAAAGAGUGUUCCAUCAUUCUGUACAUCAUUAUCUUGUCAAAAAUAUAAAUCACUGUAUUGAAGUUUCUACUGACAAAUAAAACUUUGUAGUUGUUUCUGA